Varanus komodoensis (Komodo dragon) is the source of this 8183-nucleotide messenger RNA. RefSeq names its product solute carrier family 44 member 2 (gene SLC44A2). Gene Ontology annotation, biological process: transmembrane transport; choline transport. Gene Ontology annotation, molecular function: choline transmembrane transporter activity. The transcript is spliced from 22 exons. NCBI's taxonomy places the organism in Eukaryota, Metazoa, Chordata, Lepidosauria, Squamata, Varanidae. Bases 319 to 2472 code for a protein of 717 amino acids. The record is from RefSeq and is a predicted model, not a curated record. Gene Ontology annotation, cellular component: membrane.
AGGGUCUUUCGAAGGGCCACGUUUCUGGCGGGCGGCUUCUGCCUUAACGGGGCAGCUCAGCGGCAAGAGCUGGCAAAGGCGUCUCCUGGGACUUGACAAAAGAAGCCGCGCCCCAGCCUGCUCCUGGAAAGGCUGUGCCCGCCUCCUUUUUCCCAAAUGUCUUUUACAGGUUUGGCCAGUUGAACCCCUGCGGGAGAAGCCGCGCUAGGCGCCUCAUUGGGCGGCUGAUCAGCUGACGGUGGAAGGAAGGAGGGACGCAAGGAAGAGAGAAGGAAGGAAGGCCGGCGAGGGGGCGAGCGAGAGGGGAACUCAGUUAGCAUGGCGGGGGAAGAGGAGAACUAUUACGGCAAGCAUGGGACACCCCAAAAGUAUGAUCCAACUUUCAAAGGCCCCAUCUAUGACAGGGGUUGUACAGAUAUCAUCUGCUGCAUCUUGCUCCUGCUUUUCAUUGUGGGCUAUGUCAUCAUAGGGAUUGUGGCAUGGACACAAGGAGACCCCCGGAAGGUGAUCUAUCCAACAGACAGUCGUGGGCAAUUCUGUGGCCAGAAGGGAACACCCAAUGAGAACAAACCUUUCUUGUUCUAUUUCAACAUCAUGAAAUGUGCCAGCCCUUUGGUAUUGCUGGAAUUCCAGUGUCCUACCACACAGAUCUGUGUAAGCAACUGCCCAGAUCGGUACCUCACUUACCUCCAGGCCUCUACCACUGAUCUCUCAGCCACCAAGGAACUCAAAUACUAUCAGCAGUUUUGUGUCCCAGAAUUUACCAAUCUGAGGAAGAGUGCACCUGAAGUUUUGAAAGAUGGUGACUGCCCAGCCAUGCUUACUCCGAGCAAGCCCUUGGCUCGCAGAUGUUUGCCUGCAAUCAACACUAAGAAAGGGAUAAUCAUGGUUGGAAAUGAGACAACCUUUGAUGAUGGAAGAGGAAAGAAAAGGAAUGUGACAGAUCUUGUGGAAGGGGCCAAAAAGGCAAAUGUGGUUCUGGAAGCAAGACAAGUGGCUAUGAAGAUCUUUGAAGAUUACACUGCUUCCUGGUAUUGGAUAAUCAUAGGUCUGGUGAUUGCCAUGGUGGUCAGUCUCAUCUUUAUUGUCCUGCUUCGGUUUCUGGCAGGGAUCAUGGUCUGGGUAAUGAUUGUGCUGGUGAUCCUAGUGCUUGGAUAUGGAAUCUUCCAUUGUUACAUGGAAUAUGCCCACCUGAAAGGACAGGCUGGUUCUGAUGUCUCAUUGAUGGAACUUGGGUUCCAGACUGAUCUCCGUGUCUAUCUGCAUCUGAAGCAAACCUGGCUGGCCUUCAUGAUAAUCCUUUGCAUAGUAGAGGUUAUCAUCAUCUUACUGCUCAUCUUCUUGCGCAAAAGGAUCCUCAUUGCCAUUGCACUGAUCAAAGAAGCCAGCAGGGCCAUUGGUCACAUCAUGACAUCUCUGCUUUUCCCCCUCUGCACGUUUUUCCUCGUGUGUCUCUGCAUUGCUUACUGGGCCAGCACAGCUGUUUUCUUGUCUACCUCUAAUGAAGCUGUCUACAAGGUGUUUAAUGAGACAGAAUGCCGAUAUGCUGGAAUGGUCUGUAACCCAGAGACCUUCAAUAUUAGCAACAUAACCAAGCAGUGCCCGGGCUCUCGUUGCCUCUUUGCCUUCUAUGGUGGUGAGACUGCCUACCACAAAUACCUCAUCAUCUUCCAGAUCUACAAUGUCUUCAUGUUCUUCUGGCUGGCCAACUUUGUUAUUGCCUUGGGCCAAGUCACAUUGGCUGGGGCCUUUGCCUCCUACUACUGGGCCUUUAAGAAACCUGAUGAUAUGCCAGCAUUCCCCCUCUUCUCUUCUUUUGGCCGAGCACUCAGGUAUCACACUGGAUCCUUGGCCUUUGGAUCAUUGAUUCUUGCUAUUGUCCAGAUUAUUCGAGUAAUUCUGGAGUACCUUGACCACAGGCUAAAAGCUGCUGAGAACAAAUUUGCCAAGUUCCUCUUGACAUGUCUCAAAUGCUGCUUCUGGUGCCUCGAGAAGUUCAUCAAAUUCUUGAACAGGAAUGCAUACAUUAUGAUUGCUAUUUAUGGCACUAACUUCUGCACUUCUGCAAGGAAUGCCUUUUUCCUGCUCAUGAGGAAUAUCGUCAGGGUAGCUGUUCUGGAUAAAGUCACUGAUUUCCUGCUUUUCCUUGGAAAACUCUUGAUUGUAGGAAGUGUUGGUAUACUUGCCUUCUUCUUUUUCACCCAGAGAAUAAAACUGAUUCAAGAUACUGCACCACCUCUCAACUAUUACUGGGUUCCCAUUCUGACUGUGAUUGUGGGCUCCUAUCUCAUUGCACAUGGAUUCUUCAGUGUGUAUGCCAUGUGUGUGGACACGCUUUUCCUCUGUUUCUGUGAAGAUCUGGAAAGGAACGAUGGAUCACCUGAGCGACCUUAUUACAUGUCCCCUGCACUGAGUGAAAUCCUGCUGAAAGGAACUCUAGAGUCUUCCAAAAGUGCUGAGAGCCAAGAAUAGGGAAGAGUGUACCAAGUGGGAAAGGCAUAUGCAGAUGUCCCAAUGCAGGCCUUGUAUGCACAUGUCUGAUCAAUGUGCAAGGGCUGUUCCAUCAUGGCUACCCUAAGCACUGGUGCCCACCUUCUAAUGUUGAUGCUCCAGGAGGUUGAGGAUGAUGCUUGUGAUUUUUGUACCCAGCAAACAGGAGACUGUGAUAUAUAACCUGCCUCUACCCAGAAAAUAUUUCAGCACCAAAGGAAUGGAACUGAAAUUGGAGGUUUAGGGUGCAAUCCUAUGCAUGUUUAGGUAGAUAAAUGUCCUACAACUUCCAGUGUACCCCAGCCAUGUAUAGGAUUGUGCCCUUAAUAUACUGUUGGGUAAUGGGCCACUUUUUCCAUUGUUGCACCAUACAGGGUUGUUCUUUGCCCUCUUCAAGAUGUCAUAUUUAUAGCAAAGCUGGCUAUUUAAACAGUGUUAAACAGAAUACAUGCAUACAGUACAAAUGGGUAUUGUAGAUAUUUAUAUUUCAGCUCUUUUCUAGCUUUUUUCACCUCUUUGAUUAGGCAGAAGUGGGAAUGAGUCACUUUUUAAAAUCUGUUUGUGACCUCUAAGCAUGCUUGCUUUGUGAUUCCAAAAAGGCAGAAGAUUCAAAAUUGCUGAGGUUCAGUGGCCUUCUGUGGGGCUAGCUGUGCGAGUUAAACAAUCUCAGUAAGUGGAAACAUCAAACUGCACAUGAAUCCCCAUUAGGCAGACAUAAAUGGAGGUGAGAGACGUGCUUCUGGCUUGAGAAACUGAGCAGCAGCUCAGUGGAUUGGAUCAACACAGAGACAGAGAUUAAAUACCUUGGAAGCAAUGGCAUUUCGGUUAGCCAUAAGUUGCCUUUGUCCUGAAGUUCUUCCUACAAAUCUGUGGAACCCUUUCUCUGGAGGCUGACAGAUCUAUUAAAAUAAUGGUUAUUUCACCAGUAACCAGAAGCUUUUGAGAUUUGUUUCAGCGUCAAGCAGUGUUGCAUAUGCUGUGGAAGCCUGCUGCCCUGGAUUAUUGCACUUAGUGAACUGAGCUAAAACUCGAGCAUGCUGUUGAGUGUAUGGCUGCUUACAGAGUAAUCUGGUGUAGAAAUAGCUAUACUUGCCUCUUUAUAAAGCUUGUCUUGAUGCAGGAAGAAAUUACCAUUUUUAUAACACGUCUCCUUCUACAAUAUGGCCCAAAUUUAACAUAAUGUUUGGUGUGCUCCAGCCUAUUGAAGUAGUUGGGUGCUAGCAUACCUAACCCUGUGUUGGAUUGUGGUCAAAACAUGCCUUUGAGAUUUCUAGCACAUUUUUCUGCAGUUUUCAAGAAUCUUGGAAAUUUAUAGCUGAUAGUUCCUUCUUACAACUAAUUAAAACUAGGUGGUUUCAUUUCUGAAAAUGCAAAACAAUAUAUACACUUGGUAAUACAUAACACUGGAGUUUAAAUCUUUUCUGCUUUUAUAAAUGUCUGUUAGUCUAUUAGCCUGUAAUCUGGACUGGUUUUGCCCUAUGCCAGAGAACUACACAUUAACACCAGUCAGUUUUGAACUAAAAAUUCAGUGCAUGAAUUUUCUGGGUUGGGAGGAAUGAAGGACUAGGAAAUGGUGAAGGGGAAUAGUAGUUGUAGUGGCAAGAUAACAUAAAGGAGGCCAUACAGUUGCAAAGGAAUAAGAACUUUUUUUGAGAAUGGUUGAUGCACUCUGCAUCAUGUCCUUGGUAGACAAAAGUUCAGGUUUUAUCUUGGGAAAGUCAGUGCCUUAUUAAAGAGAUACUAACUUCCAAGCAGUGUCCUUCAUGGUGGCUCUCUGUGCAUCAGGAAGUAUAUUAUCCAGUUAAAGUUUCUUAUUGAAACAGAAAGAUAGAGCAACUGUUUAUGAAUAUGUAAACCAGCUUGCAAUUUCAAGUUGUAAACUUGAGUAAAUGUUCGUGUAGGAAGAUUGUUUUUUUAAAAUGACAAAUUGUUAUGGCCUCAUUUAUUUAUAUCUCCCUUGAUGUCUGUUAUCUUUGAUGGUUGCUUCUGGUACAAACAUGCAAAAAGCAGCAGAGGAAACUAAAUUGAUAAGAGAGGCACUGAUGAUUCCAUAAGCAUGAGAGCAAGAAACUUUUUUUCCAAAAUGAAUUGUGGAGACUCUUAAGGAUUCCAAAAGGUUCCCCACAUUCUAUUGAUAAUUCUGUUGUGUACCAUUUCAUGAGACCAAUGGCCCUACCUGUUUCAGACUUAAGGCAGAUGUGUUUUUAAGAGAAGCGAAAGUGCUUAAGCAAAAGCUUUGCAACAAUUUUCUUUUGUUCUGCCAUUGACUCUGACCAACAGAUUUUUGAAACCUAUAACUUCUGUUUAGCAGAAGCAAAAGUGGAAUAAGUGUACAUACCAUGAGCACUUUGUCCUCGUUCAAACUGCCUUCAGCUAUUUGCCAAUCUAUGGUGCUGUUUCAGCCUGAGUGCUGUGUUGUUGAGCCAGGCUGGAAGUAUGUCCUUCAAAGGAUUUGAAGUCUUCACUUUGUUUUUCUAGGAAUUCUUUGUUGUAAUUAAUAGUUUUCUUCCACCACUAAAACAGACACUCCUGGCUAAUAAAUGUCAUCCCCCAAAUUUGCUUUGGAAAGUCCCCCAAAAGUUUAGAGUAAAUGUGUUCAUUUUGAUUGAUUUGUAUCCUUUCUACCAAGAAAUCUGGGGCUCAGGGUAGACAUUGGGAAGCUUAGGGGAGAGGAGAGGAAGGUAAACUUUCAUUGAGUGAGCAGAAGUCCAUUUGUUUUAGACCUUGUUGGAGCAGCUGAGCCAGACCUGAGCAGACUGAUCAGAUCCUGUGUGAAGAAUUUGCUUAUUUCUUGUUCUAAUGGCUUUGUAUCCACAUGUCUUCUCCUGCUCUCUUUCCCUGAUCUCAGCUUGAAAACACAGAAGGCUCCACAGACCCUUUGUAAAGGGAGAUGACUGGAUGCAGGUCUAAUAUGUGCUCACAUGAGAGGCCAGGAUCUUUUCUAGAAUUUACCUAUCACUUACUUGCAUCACUAAGAUGCACUGCAUUAUCUAUAUAUAUGAGUAGGAAAAUAUAAUGCUUCCAGACAGCUAGAAGGAAAAAAAGGAUUUUAAAAAAAUUUCCAAAGAAAGGAUAAGUGGAGCAAAAAAGCUGUCAGGAGCACAUCGCUCCCUUGCCCUUUUUCCUCCCCAGCAGACUUAGAUGAAAUCUUAGAAGCACAGUCCGCCUGUACAGGUGAUAAACUGCAUAAAGUAACAUUCCCUUUGAGAUGUAGGAGUAUCAUCUACCCAUGUGAAGAGCUGACUCCAACCUAGAACAUCUAUCUGCUCCCCUCUCCCUUUCAGAAAGACCAUUACUCCAUGCUCAGGGUGGCUCCUGCUGAGUGAAGCUAGACAGCUCGAAUGUCAGAUGCUAUUUAAUUUACCAACACAUUUCACCUGUCACCUCCUGGCAGGAUCAAAGCAGUCGCCCUCAGAUUCCACCCUUUCUGGUCUGAAAUGUCUUCCUCCUUUUCCAAGGCAGGCUGGUUCUCAUGCUGGUAUCUCCACUUUGUAACCUUGAAACUGCAAAGGCGACAGGUGACAUAUGCCUGCCUCUGCUCCUCUGCCACCUCCUCUGAAUCUGAAGAAUCCAUCUGGACAGACUAGCCUGAGCGAGCUAGGCCCCCUCUCUGUAACCCCGUGCCACUGCCUUAUUCAUGGAGGAUGAUGGCUAUCUGUUACCUCCACUAGCAGAAUCAGUAUGUCUCUGCAUGGCAGUUGCUGGCAAAAAAGUGGGAUGGUGCUAUUGGGCUUUUUAUACUUUCUUUAUAAACAGAACAUGGGACUGGGUAGGCCUUUGUUUGGAUCCAGCAGGGCUCUUAUGCCCUUAAUGGCAGUUCCUGCAAAAGAGAGACUGAACUACCAUAUUUUGUACCUUCCAUGUCCAUGGUCAACCCUGUGAAAAUUAAGAUGGGCCAGAGAAAAACACGUCACUUUUUUUAAAAGUGCAUGAAAUAGCCUGUGCUAUUACCCUUGGUUUUUGAUUCUUAAAAUUAAUGCUAUUCUGUUAAUUUUUGUCCCUAAAAAAGUGAUAUUCAGAGUUUAUUCAAGAGUUGUCUGACCUCUUUCAGCCAGAGGGCUGGAUUCCAUGUCAAAAAAGCUACUGGAGGCCACUUUCCAGUGGUGGGCAUGGCCAAAGACAAAUGCGCAGCAUUUAAAAUACCAGCUUCUUUUAGCUUAAAACAUUUACCGUUGGUAACUGAACUGCAGGAGAGGCAAACUUUUAUUUUUCUCAGAAUUCAGAGAUUAGACAUGUAGACUCAUUUGGUCACUAAUGUGGCUCUGAAAAUGAUUUGAUAUAUCCCCUCACACUGAGACAGGGUUCAGCGAAGCCCAUCCUCGGCCAGAUCUUCCAUAGUGAGCAACUGCACAAUCUUCCUUGCUAGACAGGAGGAGUGAGCUGCCAGUACUGUCUUGUCCUCAUUCUGAUACAUGUUAAGUGGGAUGUAUUUUGUAUCUUGGGGGGAAACUCCACCUCUAUGGCUCAAUAUAGUCAAUGGUCAAGACUUCCCUUAAAUUCAGCUGCAGGUAUCUGCCAUCUGUUAGUUGUAAGGCAGACUUUUCACACCCCUUUGCUGGGGGGAUUUGUGUCUCUUUGCAGUGGAAGACCUGGAACGUAACGAUGGCUCUACCGAAAAGCCUUACUUCAUGUCAUCUAAUCUGAGAAAGCUCCUGAAGAAGACUAACAAACAGCAAACAGAUGCAUAACUGACUUCCACUGUGUGUGACCCCAGGGGUAACACGCAGCAGACACAAUGAGUUUUGUCAAGCCCUUUUCUUCGAAGAGCAGACUUUGUGGCCUUAAGAUGUCAUGUUUUCACUUGCUGUGCUAAACAACAGUAGUUUGCCCUGAUCUGACAACACUCUUGAGCCUUUCCCCAUUGUUUGCAGUGAAAAAUUACCAGUUUGUGUUGCCGUAGCUCCAUUUUAGGAUUUCAGCCCAAUAGAGCAAAUUAAGCGUAGAAAUACUCUGCUGCCUGUUCAGUCAAAAGCCAUUUUCCUUUAGGCAGUGCUAAUUAGAAGUGAUCCACUGAGGCCACAACUGAGUUGGUUCAUUAUUAACUACAUGUUCCAAAAGGUCUAUUCUUGUAGCUACUUACUUUAGUGUAUAGUUUGGUCACGUCAGACAAACACCUUAACGGUGUAGGCUACCCAGGGAAGAGUUUGGUUCAAUUAAGAUUUUAUUUUAUCUAUUUUCUAAAAUGCCAUUCUCAGGACAGUUUUGGAAAUGAAACCAGCUGUGUUAUUAAAAUCCUGACAAGAAAGGCUUGUUUUAGAUCAACAUUGUUGGGGCUGGGUAAUAGAUCUGUUUCUUGAACGAUAAUGGGCCAAAAUUGUUGCAACAAGAGAGGACAACAGUCUAUGAAAGAUUAUUCUUCAACUGAACAGUGUGCUUAGAAAAAAUUGAAAUAAUAAACUAAGCAUCUUGUGAAAUAGCUAAAUAUGAUGCAAAACCUAACUAUAUGCAUAAUAUCUCAAGAAACAAUAAGGAAGAAAGUAGUAGCAUUUAAGUUAAAGUUCCAUUUCAUGUGACUAUACAUCAAUGAGUGGCUUAAUUAUUCACAAAUAAAAUGAUAAUGCUAUCAAUUUAUUUUUAAAUCUGCUCAGCUGCAAGUUUAUUUUUGAUUCUGUAUAUGCUUUCUCUACUUUCCUAUACAUCCCUGAAUCUUUGAAAAAUACUUAAAACUAAAAUAAUAAACAUUUUGUUUUGUA